UUAAAUCUAAUAGUUUGAUUGUGGUCCAAAUAGGAACAGUUUCUUUGUGUUUUUUAAUUGUUGUAAUAUCUUGAUGGACUGGAAAAUUCACAUUUUUGAGUUUCUGUAUGUGAAUGAAUUUUAUUUUGAAGGGCCAAAUUCUCAAAUGUGUCGCAUGCGCAUAAAUAACCCAAACCGGAAGCGGUGAUGGAAAAGAGAAAAUAGAAUACAAGUAAGUUUUCAAGUGGGAUACAUCUGUUCUGUAUCCAUGCUUUUGAGUCGGUGCCCAUUUCCAGAGUUCAGAGGCUGGACUGUGAAUGCAGACAGCGCCACAUGGAGGCGGUGCUGAAAAACGUGUCCGUUACCGUGGAGCUGCUAGCCGUGGCUGCUCGCAGCAAUGCAGUGAGUCAGUGGGAUGAGCAGACUCUGUCCAGGGCUUUUCACUGGGCCAAAUACUGCGAGCACAUCUAUUCCAGGUUCCACAAUAACACCGCAAUAAGAAGAGUUAUGGAGCAACAGCUGCAGAUCACAAAUCAAAGUUUGCGACAUGUUUUUCCUGGAUAUUCUCACGUUUCCUUCUCGGAUCUCCGCCGCUGCCAACACGUGCUGCUUGUUGGCCUGCUAAACAACCCCGAGCUGCCAAUCACCAUUAUGAAGACGCUUUUUAAAACUCCAGUAAACAUCAUAAAUAACGACUUUGAGGAUGUCACUGGCAUCUGCAGCCACCUGAUCCGGUGUAAAUCAGCUUGUAAAGUCCUGCGUCCUCUCUCGGCUCUGUCAGCUGUUGGUGCUGAUGCUGAGGUGCAGGGAGAGAUGUUGAUGGAGAGGCUUGGUGCUAUGUUGAGCCAAGGCAAUGAACUCUGUCGGGUAGAGCACUUUUUGUGCUCUGUCCUCCAGGACUCUGAAGGUGCAGUGCAACAUAUGUGUCUAGUCAUCGCAGCAGCUUUGCUGACAGCAAAAGGCUCGGCUGAACAAACUGCUUCUCAGGAUUUUCUCCUAGAGUGGCUGCAGAGUCGGCACAAUCUUCUGCAUAACUUGUGCACAAUGCUGCCUUCUGCAAUUCUUAAAGAGCUGGCUAAAGGACACCAGAAAUUUAGAGAUUCGUUCUGCCACAUGCUUAAAAAGUGGGCUACAGAGAUGGAGUACAGCAUAACCGAAGGCGAAUGGAUAAACAACAGCACAAACACCACAGUGACCUUCCAGAAGCUGACUGAGUUCUUCCUGUUAUUGUUUGAGGCCUGUCCAUCUGUGAGGAGGAAUACAGAAGAGGAGAUGAGACUGUUUAAGAUUUCUGAUGGAGACUUUGAUGUUCAGGGAUUAAGUGUGUGGGGAGAUCUCCUGUCAGAGUUAAACAAGUGACUGUUAGAUUUUGAGGUUCCUUAUAGGCAGAAAAUAUCCAAGUCUGUGUUUACACAUUGAUCUUUGUUUUAGUUUGUAAUAACGGUGUUGGAAUGAAGGUAUUUGUUUUAUAUUGACUUGUCGGCUUUAGUUCUCAUGAUACGUAAGUUUUUUAUGAUUUAGCAGAUUCAGACAUUUAGGAUUGUUUGGUACCAAGUCUAAACUUACUAUAUCUCACCAGCAGACGUAUUAAAAAGUCUAAAAUAAAAAUAAAUUACCCAAUGGAGCUGAUCUUUUUAUUUAGUAGAAGUUGCCCAUACAUACAGACCCCCCUCUCCAUGUUUACACUAGUGUCAUGUAAAAAAAAUAAAAAUGUCUUGAGGCCUAGAGAUUUUGAUAAGGUAACGUUCAAAUAAACUUAUGUCAAUUCU
Molecule: messenger RNA, 1748 nt
Organism: Nothobranchius furzeri (turquoise killifish)
Lineage: Eukaryota; Metazoa; Chordata; Actinopteri; Cyprinodontiformes; Nothobranchiidae
Gene: fancf
Product: FA complementation group F
Biological process (GO): interstrand cross-link repair
Cellular component (GO): Fanconi anaemia nuclear complex
Source: RefSeq, a predicted model, not a curated record